Cephus cinctus (wheat stem sawfly) is the source of this 3358-nucleotide messenger RNA. It is a transcript of the gene msl-2, whose product is annotated as E3 ubiquitin-protein ligase MSL2. The coding region runs from base 507 to 1799 and encodes 430 amino acids. The transcript has 4 exons. Gene Ontology annotation, molecular function: ubiquitin protein ligase activity. Gene Ontology annotation, cellular component: MSL complex. The record is from RefSeq and is a predicted model, not a curated record. Lineage: Eukaryota; Metazoa; Arthropoda; Insecta; Hymenoptera; Cephidae.
AUAUUUUGCUAAGUUUAUAAUCAUUUAUUUAUCAAUUUAAAGGAGAUUCAUUUGAAACAGAGAAAUAUGACACAAUAUGUUCGAUAUGGAUUGAAUGAAAAAAUCACCAGACCUUAAGUGCCGACACGUUUGCCUUUAAGAAAUGUCGCAGAUGCUUGUGUGAAUUCGCAUUAUUAGGGUUGAUGCAGACAAUAUGAAAAUAAACAUAUAGGAGAAUUGUUUGUGCUAGAAAAAAAAUACAAAAUAUGGGGUACAAUCUUUCCGGUACUAUAUUAUUCGCGUUACCGUCUAUCGGGCAAACAGAUUCGCAUUUUAGGGAAUUUUUUCAUUCAAAAAUUGGUAAUAACACAAAUUCACCGCAAUCCUCGAGCACAAAACAUGGCCGCAUGUUUUGUUUGCGCAGGAAGAUGGUUAUGCCGCAGAGCAAUGUUUAUCGUAAUUACAUGGCAUAACUAAGAGAAAAAGCGUGCUGGCGUGAAAACCCGCGCAUUAUUAAUUCCGCGAAAAUGAACGCGACGAGCCUCUACGUGUCGACGUGUCGUCUCGUCCUGCAAGCCGACGCCGAGGAUCCCAACUCCUGGACGGACUUAUACAGGCUAGUUCCUUACCUUAGGCAAAGUUUGAGUUGCACCGUCUGUUCAAAUUUAUUAAUUGAGCCUCACACACCAACCGAGACAAACUGCCAGCAUCAUGUAUGCCGAGGAUGUCGUGGUGGCCGUAAGAAACUCAAGCCUUCCUGUGGAUGGUGUAAAGAUUAUGAAAAAUAUGUGGAGAACGUGCAACUUCGAAUACUUCUUCAGUGUUAUAAGAAGCUUUGCGAAUAUCUUACAAGUACUGCCAUCUAUCGCAGUCUGGUCGUCUCCGUAGCAUCCAACUCUGCCAGCAAUGGCACAUCCACGAGUGGAGCAAACAGUCUCAUGGAACUGGUUCAGGAAGGUGCUGGAUUUAAGGAUGAAUUCAAGAGCAAUGCUGGUCUCUCCAAAUCUGCUUAUUCUAUUUUACCUUGUGUUUAUACAAGUACUACCUCUACGCAGACCCAAGCCAAUUCUGUACAGACUACCGAACCUACUCCACAAAAUGUACCUGAGUCUCCAGCAAUCAGAACAGUUUCAAAUGGCUCCUCUAUAUACUCAGUGAUGUAUGCUGGUUCUGGUAAUAAAAUUACUAUAAAACGCAAAGCUGCAGCCACAACAGCAGAGGAUACCGAGAUGACACAUCAAGAGGCAGAUGGAACAUCACAGAGCUCUGUAGGAGGGGUAAAAUGCAUUCCACCUUCCCACCUUACAUAUGGGACUCCCUCUCAGAAAAAGUCUUCGAAGGGCAGCAAAUCCUCGGGCAGCUUUAAGAAACCCCGAUCUAGUUCCACCAGGAGUAAAAGAAAAGGAUGCAGAUGUGGGAAUGCAACUGCAAUACCUGGAAAGUUAACUUGCUGCGGGCAACGAUGUCCUUGCUACGUUGAAAGUAAACCUUGUAUUGAAUGCCGAUGUAGAGGAUGUAGGAAUCCCCACACAGCGGAUGGAUUGAAGAUUCGACCUCACAUACCAGAAUUGCACAACUUGCAAUUACAGCUCUCUACGCCAUUAGAUUGCGACUCGUUAACUUCAGAUCCUCUGACCUCGGUCCAACAGUGUCUUUCUACGUCGCCAACGACGAUUCAAGUUCUCAAUGUAUAUUCAACACCCAGGCUGGAUAUUGACAACGUUCCCCAAAACCUACCCGCAGCACUUCUCGUUGGAGAAGAUGCUAUGGUAAGCACAGAGAGCGAAGCCGAGGACAGUGACGUUCAGAUUGACGUGUGACGACGUAUUUGAGGACGCCAGAAGGCGUCGCCCAUUUAUUCAGACCCAUCAAUAACAACUUCAUCUUUUUUACCGCAAUAUAAAUCCAACCAGUUAAACGUGAUAAAGUGAAACGUGUUUUUUUUAAAGAGGAAAUAGUAUAAUAACCAAGUUAUAAGAGAUAAUACCGAUAUAUUAAACAUUUAUUGACCAGUGUAAGAAACAGUAAUAGAAAUGAAGAAGAGAUGAAGAUGGAGUACAUUAAAUAAUAGUGUUUGAUCAUAAUGAUGGUCUGAAUUCAAGUAAUAUAAAUGUAAUCUGAUGACGGAGUGUAGUAAAAGAAAGAGAUGACAAACAAUUUGCUAAAUAUCAGUGAUGUCUGUGAACAAGUUAGUAACCAGUGUCGAAUUUUAAGGCUAGAGUGUAGUGAAGAGAGAAUAUACUGAUGAUCUGUCAGUCAUCUUUAGAAAAUAUACAGAGACUUAUUUCAAGUAACGUGAUUCUUAAGAAUGUAAAUGAGAUAAGGUGACUUAGUUAGUGGGACGAUAAGCAAUUUGCAGGGAAUGUAAGGCAUGUUUUGGACCAUCGAUUUACCUAUUGGUGUUUAAGCUUAAUGACAGGUUAGUCUGAUUACAAAUUAAUUUUAUCCUUCGGAGUCUCCCAAGGUUUAAAGUUUAACUGUAGUCGGAAUAACUAUUCAGCCCCAAGGGUCAUAGAUAGGAAAAUAAAAAUAGAAUGAAUCAAAGUAAAUCAAGGCAAAUUGAAAUCCAUAGUGCUAUACUGCCAAACAUAACGAGACGCGAAUUGAAUCAGUUUAACGUAAUAGGAUAAUAUAUAAUAGCUAAGCAAAUUAAAGGCAAAUAUUGAGAAAUGUAGUCAAAAGUGGGAACGAUUAUGUUAACUGUAUUUACAGUUGAUAUUUCUAAACACUGACUUGUCUAGAUUAAUACAUUUUUUCUCUGUCCAGACUCUCAACUGUACGAUAUAUUAUUUUUCUUCAUUCUUCUUUCAUCAUUAAAAAUCAUCGAGAUACAGUAUUGAAAAUUACAAACAAUCUUUAAGAAGAUUGCCAAAAAUUACAAUUCUAACAAGGAAGGUCGUGUCAACUUUGUCAUAUUUUCCGCACAUCUAGAAAUUCUAAGUAAACAAACAGUAUGAAUCAUGAAUUAUAAUAAUUAUAAGUUUUUCAUAUUCAUGACAAAGCCAUUAAUGGAUUCUAAGACGAUCGAUGAUACUCAAUCAUAAUAUAUAAACUGAUCAUUCAAUAGUAUCAUGAGAAGAUGCAUGUUUUAAAAUCUAAAGCAACAAUUAAUCAUUGAAAUACGUUACGCGUGUUCUCGGAUAAAUUCACGAAUUUCGUACGAUACCAAUUUAUAAAUGUUAUGCACGUACAAGUAAUCUGUCAUUGUGGUAGUUGAUGCAUUCGAAAGUACAAUUUUUUUAUGAUAAAAAAAAAAAGAAAUCACAUUAAUGUAAACUUGUAAAUACUUCAUGUUACAAUAAUAAGACGCCCUUGUGUCGUGUCAAAAUCGCGUGGAUCUUCGAUCUGCACGAAAUGAACAAAGAGAAUCCGAUUUGAA